AUGAAACGGGAAUAUGGGAGAUUAGACCAUGACUUUGGCCGUCUGCGUUGGUCAGUGCUUCUAGAAUCAUCAGCCCAUGAGUGUAUUUGCAGCUGUAACAAAGGAGAGGAAGAAAGGUUGAGUUGUGGACGCCGCUCGGAAGCCCGAAGAACGGAAAACGGGACGGACGGAAUGGGGCAGAGAAGGCAAUUGGCAACCCAGAUGCCAGAGUGUACACCAGAGAGAAAAGGAGGCAUGCAUCCCUUGAUCAGCUCGGACCCUGUCUUGUUUCUGCCAUCGCAUGCCAGUCCAAGUUAUCCAGGGCAAGGUUGA
Molecule: messenger RNA, 312 nt
Organism: Colletotrichum lupini
Lineage: Eukaryota; Fungi; Ascomycota; Sordariomycetes; Glomerellales; Glomerellaceae
Exons: 1
Coding region: 1-312 (103 amino acids)
Source: RefSeq, a predicted model, not a curated record